CUGGCCUCAGUCUCAAGUUCGUCCUUCUCGCCCAGAGGCCCUUAGAUCGCCGAAAAUGCCGUUCAAGAGGUACGUGGAGAUCGGCAGGGUCGCUCUCGUCAACUAUGGAAAGGAAUAUGGAAGGCUCGUUGUGAUCGUCGAUGUUAUAGAUCAAAACAGAGCCCUUGUUGAUGCCCCGGAUAUGGUGCGGACCCAAAUGAAUUUCAAGAGGCUUUCACUCACAGAUAUCAAGAUCGACAUCAAAAGGGUUCCAAAGAAGAAGACUCUGAUUGCAGCCAUGGAGGCUGCUGAUGUGAAGAACAAAUGGGAGAACAGUUCCCGGGGCAGGAAGCUAAUUGUGCAGAAGAGAAGGGCCUCACUCAACGAUUUUGAUAGGUUCAAGCUUAUGUUGGCAAAAAUUAAGAAGGCUGGUGUCAUUAGGCAGGAGCUUGGAAAGCUGAAAAAGGAGACCAAAGCCUAAAAUAUAUUGUCUUAGUGUGUGUGUUAAAUCUUUACCAAGAAGUUACAUUCGUUCUUG
Messenger RNA from Cornus florida, 517 nucleotides. Its product is annotated as large ribosomal subunit protein eL14y-like. NCBI's taxonomy places the organism in Eukaryota, Viridiplantae, Streptophyta, Magnoliopsida, Cornales, Cornaceae. The transcript has a single exon. Gene Ontology annotation, molecular function: structural constituent of ribosome; RNA binding. The coding region runs from base 56 to 460 and encodes 134 amino acids. Gene Ontology annotation, cellular component: cytosolic large ribosomal subunit; ribosome. The record is from RefSeq and is a predicted model, not a curated record. Gene Ontology annotation, biological process: translation; ribosomal large subunit biogenesis.